Molecule: messenger RNA, 510 nt
Organism: Cetraspora pellucida
Lineage: Eukaryota; Fungi; Glomeromycota; Glomeromycetes; Diversisporales; Gigasporaceae
Source: the annotation of a GenBank genome assembly
AUGCAAAAAAUAGAAACAGCUCUUAAUCUAUUUGUUGCAGACCAUUCAUCUAUUCAUUUAUUAUAUCUAACUGAUAAUGAACAAAGCAAAUUAGAAGAUGUACUUGCCUUACUAGAACCACUUGAAGCUGCCACGAAAUUGCUUUUGGCUACAUCAUAUCCAACCAUGGGUGAUAUACUCCUUGAUCCUUGUACUAAAUUAAAAAUAUUUGAUAUAGCAGAUGCUGUUAAUGCUAAGAAAGCUAUUCAAGAAGCUAUAAAUCAAUACGUUCAUGGAGAUAGACAUACUUUACUAACCUCUGACGAUGCUUUUGAAAGUUUGAUCAAAACUGCAAGAAAAUUUUUUUGGAACCUGCACAAUCAAUCAGAAAUAGAAGAACCUAAUUAUACAGUUGAAAAUACUUCGAGACAAGAAUUAUCAGCUAUGGAUACCAAUGAAUUGGACAAUUAUCUUACAUUUGAUACUGUUGAAGAAGAUACUGACCCACUGGAUUGGUGGAAAACGAAUUAG